AUGGGCUCUCUUGGACCUUAUCAGCGCAAGCACCGGGUUGCUGUGAUCGGCUCAGGAAACUGGGGUACCGCUAUCGCCAAAAUCGUCGCCGAAAACACUGCCAGCAACCCUGCCAUCUUCGAGAAAGAUGUUCAGAUGUGGGUUUUUGAGGAGAAGGUCGAAAUCGCCAAGGACUCACGCCACUACAACGCCUCCUCUCCAUUGUGCCAAGGGCCACAGAACCUGACGGACAUCAUCAACACCGUUCACGAGAACGUGAAAUACCUCCCCGGAAUCACUCUGCCGGAGAACUUGCACGCUAAUCCAUCUGUGGUGGAUGCUGUCAAGGACAGCACGAUCCUUGUCUUUAACCUCCCUCAUCAAUUUAUCAUCAAGACUUGUGAACAGAUUAAGGGCAAGAUUGUGCCGUAUGCGCGGGGUAUAUCCUGCAUCAAGGGCGUGGAUGUGAACGAGGAAGGAAUCAGCCUCUUCUCGGAAACGAUUGGCAAAAUCCUGGGGAUCUAUUGCGGUGCUCUUUCUGGUGCCAACAUCGCCAGUGAAGUGGCGCAAGAGAAAUGGUCCGAGUCCAGCAUUGCCUACGAUCCCCCACACCUGGAUUCCAAGGCUCCUUCGCCCAACCGCUCUCCCUCUGCGUCUUCUGAGAACCUUGUUCACUUCGAACACAAGGAUGUAUCUGGCCAGCUUUCCCAGGUGAAGCUGCAGGCUCUACCAUCCGAGUUCCCUCCAGUCGAUCAUGCUGUUCUCAAGUCCCUGUUCCAUCGUCCUUACUUCCAUAUUCGUGUAGUGAAUGACGUUGCUGGAGUCUCCCUUGGUGGUGCUCUGAAGAAUGUCGUCGCGGUCGCUGCCGGCUGGGUAGUCGGCAUGGGAUGGGGCGAUAAUGCCAAGGCUGCUAUCAUGCGGGUUGGGCUUCUUGAGAUGGUCAAGUUCGGCGAGAAGUUCUUUGGCGCGACCAUCGAGACUCGGACCUUCACUGAGGAAAGUGCAGGCGUUGCCGAUCUGAUCACGAGUUGCAGCGGUGGCCGUAACUUCCGCUGCGCAAAGCUCAGUGUGGAAAGGAAGCAGUCAAUUGAAGAGGUCGAAGAGACUGAGCUGAACGGCCAAAAGCUCCAGGGCACUUUGACUGCAAUUGAAGUGAACAACUUUCUGAAGAAGCAGGGCAUGGAGGAUGAAUUCCCCUUGCUGACUGCAGUCUACCGUGUUCUCACGGGAGCUAUGUCGGUGGAAGAUAUUCCAUCAUUCAUCGAGCGGUAA
Molecule: messenger RNA, 1251 nt
Organism: Aspergillus brunneoviolaceus CBS 621.78
Lineage: Eukaryota; Fungi; Ascomycota; Eurotiomycetes; Eurotiales; Aspergillaceae
Product: glycerol-3-phosphate dehydrogenase family protein
Exons: 3
Coding region: 1-1251 (416 amino acids)
Biological process (GO): glycerol-3-phosphate catabolic process; carbohydrate metabolic process
Cellular component (GO): cytosol; nucleus; glycerol-3-phosphate dehydrogenase (FAD) complex
Molecular function (GO): glycerol-3-phosphate dehydrogenase [NAD(P)+] activity; NAD binding
Source: RefSeq, a predicted model, not a curated record